GUGGAAUGCCAUCAAGUAUAGAGGUCAUUUUGCGACAUAGCAGCAUCCCAGCCAAGAGCGCUCCGAUCCCAUCCCCCCUCUUUGCCACCGAAAGCAACCCACCCCAUGGUCUCACUUGUGAUGCCAGCAGCUCGAACGAAGGCCGAACCAUCGAGGCGACUGGUCCCGGGAUGGGUCUCUUUUCCCGCCGGGUCAACAGCACCAACAACUUGACCAGCAGACGUGCUCCCGUAGUGCGUGGCUGCGUAAUAGAGGGAGCGAAUUGCUUUGAUGACAUGGGCAUCCGGAUGUUGCAGCCCAUUGUGGAUGAUAGGGAGCCAGGGAUUUGUCUGUUCAUCCUUCUCGAGAGCGAUCGGGCGAGGAAUGUCGGUGUAAGACAUCAAUAACUCCGCAUCCAUCCGCGGUCGGCCGCGCAUGAGAGUGAGUAGCGCAGUGACUCGCACAUAGCCUUGAAGCAACUGAACUCGGUGGAUUGCUUUGGGGAACGCUU
Molecule: messenger RNA, 490 nt
Organism: Mycena citricolor
Lineage: Eukaryota; Fungi; Basidiomycota; Agaricomycetes; Agaricales; Mycenaceae
Source: the annotation of a GenBank genome assembly